Rotaria sordida is the source of this 1002-nucleotide messenger RNA. The record is from the annotation of a GenBank genome assembly. NCBI's taxonomy places the organism in Eukaryota, Metazoa, Rotifera, Eurotatoria, Philodinida, Philodinidae.
AUGAACAAAACUCCAAUUUUACUUGGUUCACUUAUUUCAAAAAUUAGUCCUAGCCUUGUUCGUUGUGUAUCAACCGCAGGUGGAUCAACAGGUUCGUCAAAAAAGGUCGCUGUUUUAGGUGCUGGCGGUGGCAUUGGACAACCACUUUCAUUAUUACUUAAAUUAAGUCCAUUGAUUAGUGAUUUAUCACUUUAUGAUAUUCAACAUACAAAAGGUGUUGGUGCCGAUCUUAGUCAUAUUGAAACACGUACUAAGGUGAGAGCUUAUGUUGGUAAAAAUGAAUUACCUGAUGCACUCAAAGGCAUGGAUCUUGUUGUUAUUCCAGCUGGUGUACCACGAAAACCAGGCAUGACACGUGAUGAUUUAUUUAAUACAAAUGCAACAAUUGUUGCUGAUCUUGUUUCUGCUUGUGCUAAAAAUUGUCCACGAGCUAUAAUUGCUAUUAUUGCAAAUCCAGUUAAUUCAACAGUUGUUAUUGCAUCGGAAAUAAUGAAAGAAAAUAAUGUUUAUGAUGAAAAAAAAGUUAUUGGUGUUACAACAUUAGAUGUUGUUCGUGCUGCAACAUUUGUUGCUGAAGCUAAAGGUCUUGAUCCAACAAAAGUUAAUGUUCCAGUUAUUGGUGGUCAUUCAGGAAAUACAAUAAUUCCAUUACUUUCACAAACAUCACCACCUGUUUCAUUUUCUCAACAAGAAUUAGACAGUUUAACAACACGUAUUCAAAAUGCUGGAACAGAAGUUGUUGAAGCUAAAGCUGGAGCUGGUAGUGCAACAUUAUCAAUGGCACAUGCUGGUGCAAGAUUUUCAUUUGCUGUUCUUGAAGCUUUAAGUGGUAAAGAAGGUGUUGUUGAAUGUGGUUAUAUAGCAUCACGAGAAACAGAAUUUAGUUAUUUUGCUACACCACUUCUUUUUGGCAAAUUAAUUGAAAAAGCCAAGAAAGAACUUAAUGCAAAUAUUCAAAGUGGUCUUACAUUUGCUAAACAAUAUUUAUCAAAAGCUAAAUGA